GGGAGAGGGAGGAGGGCUUUUUCUCAACGUCUCCCAUAAAGAGAGCUGCGGAUCGGAGAGAGAGAGAGAUUUGCUGAGUGAGGAGAGGGAGGGUGGAGGCUGUUUGUACCCCCCCCCCCACACACACAGACACAGACAGACACACAGACAGACACAGACACACAGACACAGACACAGACAGACAGACACAGGGUGGAGGAAGGAGCAGGAAGAGUCAGCAGGAUUUGGAGAGAAUUAGCCCCCACCCACCCACCCACACAGACACAGACACAGACAGACACACAGACAGACACACAGACAGACACAGACACAGACAGACAGACACAGGGUGGAGGAAGGAGCAGGAAGAGUCAGCAGGAUUUGGAGAGAAUUAGCCCCCACCCACCCACCCACACAGACACAGACACAGACACAGACACAGACACAGACAGAGACACAGAGCCAGACACAGAGGCAGACAGAGGGAGGCUGCGGACAGACGCUGCGGACAGGCCGGUCAUGGAGAAGCGGAGCGAGUGUCCGGAGGCAGCGCUGGAGGGUUCGGCUCUCUCUCUGGAGAGAUCGAUGCAGCUCCCAACGCUGCUCUCUGAUUGCAGUAUGUCUGCACAACAGUCGAGCUGUGUGAGCGUUUCUAAGUCGAUGGGGUCUUUUCCGCCUUCCCCUCUCAGCUCUCUGCCCCAAGCCAACACUGUGGCCCCUUCUAACCUUCUCUUGGAUCAAGGCCGAGCUCCUGCCUUGACCCAUCCUCCGAAUCAGACUGCCCCGUCGGACACGGAGAAGGAACCUCUGGGAACUGCUGUCAUUCAGGGCAUGGGUAGCCUUGGCAGUGAUCCUGGGAACCCAGCUGCAUUGAGCAGGCCUCAACCUGCGAGUGUCUUUGAUAACUACAGUUGGACGAGUCAGCCUGAGCUGAUGUUUGGGAAGCAGGAAAGCCGACCAGUGUCAACACAGGAGACGGCGGAAUUAAGGGGACAUCAAAUGGAGAUCGUUCAGCUUGGGGCUGCGGACGAGCAAUUCCUUGGGGAGCCAGCGAAAAGUGAUCCUUCUUCCAUAGACUCCUCACAGGAAGAGGAUUCAUUGGAAAGACUCAGUCCUGACUCUCCGUUUGAGGUCCUCACUGAAAUGCAAGAGAAGGGAUCUUGUGAAGAAGGUAUUUUGAAGCCAUUGUUGGCUUUGAGUGAGCACCGGGUGGACCUGGAAGGGCAGGAGGAGCCUCCCUUCUUCACUGGAGGAGUCGAAAGAGACUCAUUGGCUGAAGCCACAUCUGGGAGGAUCACUGGAACAGCUGCUGCUGUCGGACAGAAGCCUGACAAUUUGAAGACGAGUGAACUAACCCACACUCGAUCAGACAUUCUGGAGAAGGCUCAUGAUGGACAAAGCAUAACCAAAGGAGAAGAUGCCUUCAGGCAAAGUGUCCUUGCACAAGGUGUGAACUCGUCAUCUGUGGAAGAGGCUUUCAAAAGCUUUCAACCCCCUGCAUGUGGGUCAGUGAACAACCGGCCUGAUUCUACUCCAUGGGAUCAGUUCCCUGAGCCACGAGAAAGAGAGAAAGCAAUCUGCAGUCUUGAAAUGAACUUGGACCAGCAUCCUUCAGACGGGAUGGUGGAGCCAGUGAGCAUGUCUGGAACUGGGGAACUGGCCACUGGAAAUGUUUGCGCUGAUUUGCUUACAAAGACCCCUCCAGACAACAUUACAGAGAUGUUAGUGCCAGUGAGUGUUUCCGCCAGUGCAGAUAUCAGAGCUCCAGCAGGUGUUGCAAAGGAGCGUCUAACUGACGCUGUAAACUUCUCACUGGAGAUGUCACCCAAAAGCCUGGUGGCUGAACCAGCACCCUGCAAAGAGGAGGCUGUUCCGGAAACUUCCCAACUCCCUGAAGGAUCUGCCUCCAGCCAGGGGAGGGGGCAAACUCGAACAGGAGCUGCCCUUGAUGGUGUCCCACCUGAAGCGUUGGAGAAGACGGAGGAGGAUAGCUCUGGGGAAUCUGAUGAUACUGUUAUUGAAGACCUGAAGCUAGAGCCUGCACGUCAUCCUUCAGGGCUGACAGUCACCAGUCAGGAGAAGGGAACCCCUGCUCCGAGCAGCCUUGAGAAACUUGUUCUGGUCCCAACAGUAAAUGUGGCUGAGACCAUGGGGCAGGCAUCCAGCCAGGGGGGUGCUGGGUCUGUGAGCCCUCCAUCCGGACCUGCUGAGGGACAGAGGGAACUAUCUGGAGAUACCAAAGGCUCAGCAGCGGCGUUCCAACAAGAGGCAGCAGGAGCUUCACCCGAGCCCAGCCUCGCCAGGGGAGACAGGGUUGGACGAACAAAGGUGACUUUUGGAGAAUUUGCCUCUUCAGAUUCAGAACCAUCACCUUCCCCCCCUCCUCCUGCCUCUCACCAGCUCCUAUUUGAUGAGCAAAAGUCUACGGAGAAGGAAUCAGGCAAACCUGAGCCAGAAUAUAGCCCCGAAAUCUCACCAGUCUUGUGCCCUGUGGGCCAUCCACUCCAAGAGAAACCUGACCUGUCUCCAACUGGUUCCCCCGCCUCUCGCUGCUUAGAGGACACUCAAGGUUUGGUUGCUGGUACCCACACUGGCGAGCUUUUGAUGGCUGAGGUUACUUCUCCUUUACAGGAGAUGAUCCGCCGCUCAGCAGUCCAGAGGGAGCAUAUUCACGGGGAAAUACAGCCUGUCCCAGUGCCACUGGCUCCAGUACUGGUUCAAGCCCAGUCAGUCAUAGUCCGAACCACACCCGUGGUCAUUCAAACUCCUCUUAUUGUCAAGUCAGUGCUUGGGGUCACUGACCCUCAGAAGGCCCCUGCUGGCAUGACUGACACUCAGAAGACCCCUGUUGGUGUGAUUGACACUCAGAAGACCCCUGCUGGCAUGACUGACACAGAGAAGACCCCUGUUGGCGUGACUGACACUCAGAAGACCCCUGUUGGCAUGACUGACGCUCAGAAGACCCCUGUUGGUGUGACUGAUGCUCAGAAGACCCCUGUUGGUGUGACUGAUGCUCAGAAGGCCCCUGUUGAUGUGACUGACACUCAGAAGGCCCCUGUUGGUGUGACUGACACUCAGAAGGCCCCUGUUGGCGUGACUGACGCUCAGAAGACCCCUGUUGGCAUGACUGACGCUCAGAAGGCCUCUGUUGGCGUGACUGACACUCAGAAGACCCCUGUUGGCAUGACUGACACUCAGAAGACCCCUGUUGGCGUGACUGACACUCAGAAGACCCCUGUUGGUGUGACUGACGCUCAGAAGACCCCUGUUGGCAUGACUGACACUCAGAAGACCCAUGUUGGCGUGACUGACACUCAGAAGACCCCUGUUGGCAUGACUGACACUCAGAAGACCCCUGUUGGCGUGACUGACACUCAGAAGACCCCUGUUGGCAUGACUGACACUCAGAAGACCCCUGUUGGCGUGACUGAUGCUCAGAAGACUCCUGUUGGCAUGACUGACACUCAGAAGACCCCUGAUGGCAUGACUGACACUCAGAAGACCCCUGUUGGCGUGACUGACACUCAGAAGACCCCUGUUGGCAUGACUGACACUCAGAAGACCCCUGUUGGCGUGACUGACGCUCAGAAGGCCUCUGUUAGCGUGACUGACACUCAGAAGACCCCUGUUGGCAUGACUGACACUCAGAAGAACCCUGUUGGCAUGACUGACGCUCAGAAGGCCUCUGUUGGCAUGACUGACGCUCAGAAGGCCUCUGUUGGUAUGACUGACACUCAGAAGACCCCUGUUGGCAUGACUGACACUCAGAAGGCCCCUGUUGGCAUGACUGACACUCACAAGGCCCCUGUUGGCGUGACUGACACUCACAAGGCCCCUGUUGGCGUGACUGACACUCAGAAGACCCCUGUUGGCAUGACUGACACUCAGAAGGCCCCCACUGGGGUCACUGAUACUCAGAAGACCCCGGUUGGGGGGGCUGGAGUACCAGACUCUCUGAAGUCCAUGGAUGUUGAACUUUUUCCCUCCACAGUUGACCCGUUGGUUGAGUGUGCAGUUAGGCCGAUGACCCAGGCUCCAUGGCGGUCUGCUUUGGACCUCCCUGAGACCAGUGCGCAGAAGGUCAAAGCACCGGGGGAGGCUUCAGAUUCCAGGACACGACCCUCACUGGGACCGGAACCAGCAGUGAAGCAAGGAGUAGCCAAGGCUAGCCCUUCACCCAAAGGAGUGAGCGCUAGCCCAGCUCCAGAGAAGGAGCCAGGAUCAGCGGAUGGAGAGAGGCUCAUGCAGCCAGUGUGCGGAGCCAAGCUGCAGAUGCCCAGAGCUGAGAAGGAGGCAAGCAAGACAUCCCCCCAAACUGACCGUCCCAAACAGGCUGCCACUGAGAAGCAGGAAGCUGCCAAGCAUACCGACCCUCCUCUGGCACCAUCUGUAGAUACUGCACAGCCCAGGGUCUCUGAUGGGAGACCUGAGCAGGGACCCCAAGCUCCCCACCAAAUUGAGGAGCUGCAUAUGCCAGUGGAUGAGGAGGCUGCCAAUAGGCUCAGCAAGAUGGCAGUGAAGGAUCUGAUCUACUGGCGUGACCUUAAGAAGACGGGGGUUGCGUUUGGGUCAAUUCUGACACUGCUGGUCUCCCUGGCGGUGUUUAGUGUGGUCAGCGUGUUGGCCUAUCUCGUGCUGGCUUUGCUGUCUGUCACCAUCAGCUUCCGCAUUUAUAAAUCUGUUGUCCAAGCUGUGCAGAAAACCAACGAUGGAAAUCCUUUUAAGGCUUACCUCGAGCUGGAUGUCACCCUGUCUGCAGAGACUUUCCACAAAUACUGCGACACUGCCUUUACCCACCUGAACCGAGUUCUGAAAUACCUUCUCCAGCUCUUCCUAGUGCAGGAUCUGGUGGAUUCCCUGAAGCUUGCAGUUGUGAUGUGGCUGAUGACUUACGUUGGAGCAGUUUUCAAUGGGCUGACGCUGCUGAUUCUAGCUGUUCUAUUAACCUUCAGUGUUCCAAUCAUCUAUGAAACUUACCAGACACAGAUUGAUCGUUACUUUGACCUGGUUCAGAAGCAGGUGUCCAGUGUUGUUGGGAAGUGA
Carcharodon carcharias (great white shark) is the source of this 5022-nucleotide messenger RNA. RefSeq names its product reticulon-3-like. The record is from RefSeq and is a predicted model, not a curated record. The transcript has 7 exons. Gene Ontology annotation, biological process: neuron differentiation; endoplasmic reticulum tubular network formation; brain development. NCBI's taxonomy places the organism in Eukaryota, Metazoa, Chordata, Chondrichthyes, Lamniformes, Lamnidae. Gene Ontology annotation, cellular component: postsynaptic density; neuron projection. The coding region runs from base 499 to 5022 and encodes 1507 amino acids.